AUGGAACCACGACAAGCUCCUAUUAAAUUCGAAUCAUACAUUUACCCAUUUGGUAUAAAUGAAAACCUAACAACACCACCAUUAACUAUUAAGUCAAUAAGAAAACUUAGAGAUGAUGAACAUAAAUUGGAUAUAAGACCUGCGGCAUUUAUCCGAAACACCCCUAUAGUAUAUUACCUUCUUAUCAAUUUAGGAAAAAAAGUUGAGAUACCUUUACUAAAUAAAGUGUUGGUAAAUAAUCACACAACUUAUUCAAUAAAAGGUACUAAAGACGUUUUGCAAGCUAUCAAAAAUGGAGAAUCUAAUCCUGAUUUGGUGGGAAAAGCGCAAAGUAUUGCGAAUAGAUUUGAAUCAUUCCUUUACCCAUUUGUUUCUCAUUUAGUUUGGUUUUUUGCUAAUACAGACUAUGAAGAUAAAAGACCUCCUACGUGGAUCCCAAAUACUCCUAUAGUAUAUUAUUUCCUUAGCAACUUAGGAAAAAAAGUUGAGAUACCUUUAUUAAACAAAGUGUUGGUAAAUAAUCACACAACUUAUUCAAUAAAAGGUACUAAUGACGUUUUGCAAACUAUUGAAAAUGGAAAAUCUAAUCCUGACUUGGUGAAAAAGGCGCAACAAAUCGAAAAUGAAUAA
This is a messenger RNA of Racocetra persica, 630 nucleotides long. Lineage: Eukaryota; Fungi; Glomeromycota; Glomeromycetes; Diversisporales; Gigasporaceae. The record is from the annotation of a GenBank genome assembly.